GUCCGGUUGACCCAACGCACAUCACUCAGCGGAGAUGGGUUGGCCCCCGUUACCGUCAUGGCGGGCUUGGAGGAACGGUUUGAAGAACCGGAGGAGGCGGUGGAGAUCCAAGUGCUCAACGAGGACUUCUCCAUCUUGAGCUUUCAGGAGCCUUUGGAGCGAGCUGAUAGUGCUUGGCUGGAGGCGGCCCUGCAAAGCGGCGGUGGAGUCCUCCAAGUCUCGGGCCGCACAGUCUGUGCCGUGCGCGACGAUUUGGCGGUGAAGCGAGUUCCUUGCCAAGCACACACCGUGGACAGUGGCUGGACAUCGCUCCGCGUCAGCGCGCAGGAUCUUCCCUUAUCGGCCCUGGUUGCAGUGGCUUACCUUGGCCCCUGCCUUGCACGCAGUGGGCUACCCUGGCGACAGGCCGGUGAGGCCCUGCUGGUACGCAAGAGGGAUCUACCACUGGCAACGGCCAUGUGGGUCCAGGCGGGACACCUCGUGUGGCCCCUCAGCGCGCUCACCAGUCCGUCACCAUCCAGCGAGCCUGGCUUAGAGGUUCCGGGCCACGGCGUGUGGCGCCUCGAGAAGAUCGAAGCACCGGUGGGCGUUGUCCAGGAACUCUUUAGCGGCUCGGAGGGGGCCAUUCGGAUUCAAAGCCGCUGUGGCUUUUACGCCGAGGUGCGGCCCUCGGAAGAGGCCAGUUGCUGUGGCCGCUGCACGGCGCUCCCCGCUGCACCGGGCGUCGGGCCUGGCGUGGUGGUCUCCAAGAGCUUGGUGAACUUCCAACCGCCUCGCGCGGGCUUUUGGUACGCGGAGAGUGGAGUGGAGGUGAUAUGGAAUUUGCGUCCAGAGCAAGAAGCUUUAACCCUGCCCCGGCACUUCGUGCGCGCCCACGACGAGGCCAUGGAGGUGAUCCACAGCCUGGCCUCCUUGCGCGGCUCCGUGUUGUCGCGCAGCGCCGAGCGCUGGCGGCGCCUGGAAGGGGAGAAGGCAGUGGUCUUGGAGUUAGCCGACGACACGGCGAAGCGCGUGGGCCUAUGGCUCUUCUGUGGUCGCUACUUCACGCGCGUGCUGGGACACGAGGGCGUCGUCAGUAGCUGUUGCUGUGCCUCCCUGGGGCGCUUGAAGAGGAUGCGCGGCCAUGUCGUCGAGGACGAUUUGCGCCGAUAUGAAGCGCUGGAGGGAGAAGUGGAGGCCAAGGGUGAGCUACGGAUCACCCGUGAUGUCUGGCGACAAAGCGAGGGCGUGGUGCUUUUUUCCUCAGAGAGGUCUAGCGCGCAGCUGAAGCGUUCAGGUGGUCAGGCUUCUCUUCUCCUAUGCCUUCCCAGUGGCGUUGAGGAAUGGAAGGUGCACCGAUGGGAGUUUGAUCCCUUCGAUGUCGAAGAGGAGGUGCAGGCGCCUCGCAGUGUCCGUCCAGAGCCUCCAAGGAAGGUGGCAAAGGUGGCGAAAGUGGCCUUCAAGGCGCCCAGCAAAGAGGAGCAGGCAGCUCAAGCAGCCAAGGCUUCCAAGUUCGCCUCUGCAGUGGCGGCGGCCGCCAAAGCCGUGGCCGCCGCCACGGAACGGCCGCCCUCCAGCGAGGCGCCGCAGCUGCCGCAGCUGCCGGUGUUCAGCAGUGAAGGUGAGCCUGCCGAACUCGCCGGCCGAACUCGUGCGGCAGCUGCGAGUGCCGGAACCGCCGCAACCGCCAGUGCCGAGGCAGCACAGGAGCCGGCCGCGCAGGUCCCAGCGCAGACAGAGGCGCCGUUGUCGGCGACACAGGCGGAGCAGCUGGAGCAGCUGCGGCAGAUUCUCAGUGGGCAGGUCUCGGCGUCCACUGGCUCGGCGGAGAAGCCGCUGCCGCCCUGGAAGAGGCCGACAGCGACGCAGAACGCGCCAAGCGACGGCGACGCCAAAACGGAGCGCCACAUGCGCGAUGCCACGUCGCUGCGCUGUGAUGUUCACGAAGAAAUGGAGUACACCGACUUGGAACCGGGCCUUCAGCUCCCCGGCGAGACGAAAGCGGUGAGCCGUGCAUGA
Durusdinium trenchii is the source of this 1998-nucleotide messenger RNA. The record is from the annotation of a GenBank genome assembly. NCBI's taxonomy places the organism in Eukaryota, Dinophyceae, Suessiales, Symbiodiniaceae.